Messenger RNA from Thalassophryne amazonica, 2236 nucleotides. Its product is annotated as exocyst complex component 6B-like. NCBI's taxonomy places the organism in Eukaryota, Metazoa, Chordata, Actinopteri, Batrachoidiformes, Batrachoididae. The record is from RefSeq and is a predicted model, not a curated record. Gene Ontology annotation, biological process: intracellular protein transport; Golgi to plasma membrane transport; exocytosis. The transcript has 18 exons. Gene Ontology annotation, cellular component: membrane; exocyst. Bases 62 to 2077 code for a protein of 671 amino acids.
CCUCCCCUUUGUGACGUCGAGAGAUCCAGUCUGAUCGGCAUCGUCCGAAGCAACAUGCAGGAUGGCUAAUGUGGAAACAGCCGCCGAACACGAACGAAUCCUUCGGGAGAUUGAGAGCACCGACACCAACUGUAUUGGACCGACCCUGCGGUCGGUGUACGAUGGUCAGGAACAUGGCCUGUUCAUGGAGAAGCUGGAUGCACGAAUCCGAAACCACGACCGCGAGAUCGAGAAGAUGUGUAACCACCACUUCCAAGGGUUUGUCGACUCCAUCACGGAGCUGCUCAAAGUGCGAGGGGAGGCCCAGAAACUCAAGAGUCAGGUGAUUGAGACUAACGGGCGUCUGCAGGAGGAUGGCAAAGAGCUCAUCAGCUCCAUGGAAGAGUUGAAGCAGUGUCGCCUACAGCAGAGAAACAUCGCUACCAUCAUCGACAAACUGACGCACUGCCUACCAGUUCUGGAGAUGUACAGCAGACUUCAGGAGCAGAUGAAAGCCAAAAGGUACUACCCGGCCUUGAAGACAUUGGAGCAGCUGGAGCAGACUUGUCUUCCCAAAGCUGGUCAGUACCGCUUCUGCUCCAUCAUGUCGGAAAACAUCCCCAGACUGAGGAUUCGUAUCCGAGACACGGCCAUGACGCAGCUGAGAGACUUUCUGGAGAGCAUCCGGAAGCACUCAGACAAGAUCGGAGAGACCGCCAUCAAACAGGCUCAGCUCCAGCGCUCACUGGACAGCUCUGUGUCUGCACAGCCAAGGACCGUGAGUGGACGACGCAACAGGAAAGAGGCAGCGACUGCAGCCGAGGGGAUGGAGAACAGCGGAGAGGGUCGCAGUCCCUUUUUGGAUCAGGAUUCUGGCAUCCUGGAUGUGGAGGAUGAAGAUGAUGAUGAUGUCACAGGAGCUCAGGAUUUGGUGGAUUUCUCUCCGGUUUAUCAUUGUCUGCACAUCUACACGGUGCUGCAUCUCACCGGCUCCGUGCCUUCUGUCAGCCACACUAGACUGUCUCUUGUUUUGUCCUUCUCCUCCUCAUCCUGGCUGGAGCCCGAGACGCUCCCUGUAAGAACGGGAAGAAAGUGCUGCUGUUCGCUCAUUGAUCAUCGGCUGUUCUAUUUGUGUGUCCUCAGUUCCACAGAGGUAGACGACAUGAUCCGCAAAUCCACCAAUCUGCUGCUGACCAGAACCCUGAGUCACUGUCUGCAGUAUGCCAUUAAGAAGAAGAAUGUUGGCCUGGCAGAGUUGGUGCAGGUGAUCAUUAACACCACCCACCUGGAGCAGAGCUGCCACUUUCUGGAGGAGUUCAUAUCAAACAUCACAAACGUCCCACCCGACACCGCGAACGCUACCAAGCUGUACGGGACCUCCACCUUUAAGGACGCCCGUCAUGCGGCGGAGGCAGAGAUCUACACCAGUCUCAACGCCAAGAUUGACCAGUUCCUGCAGCUGGCUGAUUAUGAUUGGACGGCUCCUGUACAGGGAAGCGGGAACUUGACCCCGAGCGACUACCUGAGUGACCUGAUCGCUUUUCUCCGGAGCACCUUCAGCGUCUUCACCAACCUUCCCGGAAUGGCCAUAGAACAUGCUACCUUACCGGGUAAGGUGGCGCAGACGGCCUGCAUGUCGGCCUGCAAGCACAUCUCCACGUUACUGAUGCAGCUGCUGCUCGACCCGGAGGUCAGACAGAUCUCCAUGGGAGCGCUGCAUCAACUCAACACCGACGUCAAGGAGUGCGAGAGUUUUGCCAGAGCCGGCCCGGUCGCAGGCUUCCAGGGUGACACGUUGCUUCUGGCCUUCAGUGACUUGAGACAAUUACUGGACCUCUUCACUCAGUGGGACUGGUCCACAUAUCUGGCUGAUUACGGCAAACCGGCGUGUCGAUACCUGAGGGUGAACCCACACACGGCACUGGCUCUGCUGGAGAAGUUAUGUGAGCAGAUGAGAGAGAUGGGGAGGAAGAACAACGUCUUCGCCCCGUUCAGGAAGCAGGACAGAGAUCGCCAGAAACUUAUCGACACCGUUCUCAAACAGCUACGGAACCUCAUCGCUCAGCAUCACGCCAGUAAAGCGCAUUUAACUUGCUGAUCUAUGCACCUUAACAUUACUGGACUUCAGCCACAGACAGCUGGCCAUGUGAUUAGUUACUUCCUGACACAUAACCUGCUGUGUUGAAUGUACUGCAGCCUCAAAGGGACAAACUGGUUAAAGAAAGGAAUGGGGGGUGUGUCUUUACAACAUGGCAAC